This is a messenger RNA of Volvox carteri f. nagariensis, 1440 nucleotides long. RefSeq lists its product as uncharacterized. Gene Ontology annotation, biological process: SCF-dependent proteasomal ubiquitin-dependent protein catabolic process. NCBI's taxonomy places the organism in Eukaryota, Viridiplantae, Chlorophyta, Chlorophyceae, Chlamydomonadales, Volvocaceae. Gene Ontology annotation, cellular component: SCF ubiquitin ligase complex. Gene Ontology annotation, molecular function: protein binding. The record is from RefSeq and is a predicted model, not a curated record. The transcript has 8 exons. The coding region runs from base 1 to 1440 and encodes 479 amino acids.
AUGGAUGUCCUUACCCCUUUACCUUGGCCAUGCCAUGCCCGUAUCAUGAAGCUGCUGCCACUACGUAGUCGUCUCAUAUUGUCUACAGUCAGCAAACAUUUCAACGAUCUUGUCCAGAGGGAUGCGCUGCAAGAUGUAUGCAGCUUGGACGUUAACGACCUCUAUGGACAGCAAGCUAGCGGCUGUCUUGCUUGGGCGCUUCGAAGGAAUCUGAAAGGUCUACGCAGCAUUGCUGCUUCCGGACACUCAUGCUUGGACCCGUUGCUCACGGCUUGUCAACUACCAGCUGGGCAGGCCCUUUUGGCCCAGCUCAAGAGCCUUCAUUUGGACUCGGUGAAUCAGCUUCAAGACAAGCACAUCUCAGUAUUGCUUGCCGCAUGCCCGAACCUGGAGGUGCUAGCCCUGCCUCGCUGCGGCAAGCUGACGGACGCCUCCGCAAUCGCCAUCGGCUCCCUGCUCCCCGGCCUGCGGGUGAUGUGCUGCCGCGACUGGGCGGCCCUGACGGACGGAGGGGUGGUGGCGCUGGCACUGGGCUGCAGACACCUGGAAGACAUUACACUGGACGGAUGCUUCCGGGUCGGGUCGGAAGCGCUCGCCGCUCUGGUGCGGUCCUGCCCCCGGCUGCGGCGACUGUCCAUAGCCAAAUCAUACGGCGUCACGGAUACGGCAUUGGCGGCGCUGGGAGAGUACGGCAGCGGCUUAGAGGAUCUGUGCUUACGGCAAUGCCCUCGGGUGGCGGUGGUGUCGCGACUGGGGAGUUGUACGGCACUGAGGGCGGUGGACCUCAGCGGGUGUGCAAAUGUCACGGGCCCGAACCUGUUGGCCAUGCUGUCCGGCUGCGGCCGCACACUGACCAGUCUGCAGCUCAACGGCUGUGUGGGGGUGGACGGAGAGGCGCUGGGGGCGGUGGGGCGGCUGUGUCCGGGGCUGCAGACCCUCAAUGUGCGGGGCCUCGCCCUCAACGAUGGCCACCUUAGGGACUUGGCCUCCAGCUGCACCACCCUCCACACCCUGUGUCUGGCCUGGUGCACACGACUGACGGAGGAGGGGCUGAGGCCCCUGCUGGCCAGGAACCCGGAGCUGGAGGAUCUCGACAUAGAGGCGCUGUACCUGGUGACCGACACGCUGCUGACCGCCCUGGCCCAGUACACCCCCCACCUGGACCGACUGGGUAUCCGCAUGUGCCAUCGCCUCACUCCGGCAGCCAUUGCGGAGCUGGUGGGGGCCGUGCCGGUGCGGUCGCUGCUGGUGAGCGGCAUCCUGGACGAGGCGGAUACCUCGGAUUUGGUUCGACGUGUGAAGAUGGUGCGAUCUGACUGCAACCUCAACUGGCAACCGCCAUGGACGACAAAACAAUAUGAUGUGACGGCGUCUUCUAGUGGGACGAGGCGCGGUGUGGAGCAGCAGCCAACGCUUCCCAUUACCAAUUCUUGGGCUUAA